Messenger RNA from Drosophila hydei, 2498 nucleotides. Its product is annotated as flocculation protein FLO11. The record is from RefSeq and is a predicted model, not a curated record. The transcript has 2 exons. NCBI's taxonomy places the organism in Eukaryota, Metazoa, Arthropoda, Insecta, Diptera, Drosophilidae. The coding region runs from base 3 to 2498 and encodes 831 amino acids.
UGAUGAUUAGCGAACGCCACAAAACCCUCAAUUGGUUGGUAACAUUUUGUUGCUGGCUCUGCCUAUACGCCGCAUGCCACGCCCCCUGUGCAGCUGAUGAGGUGUUUGAGGUUUUGCCACAAUCAGCAGCGGCAGCAGCGAAGACGGUAAAGACUGCCAGUCAACAGGAUGAAGUGAAUGUCUUGACGUUUGUAACGCCCAAUGCGACAACAGCGCCACGGAUGGACCCCAACAACAACAACGAAUGGCGACCGCUGGGCCACGGGGAUCCACUGCAAAAGGAUCCCACCUACGACUACAGUCCGCCGGCUUUGGAUCGCGUGCGCUACUGGGCAGAGAACAAUGCGAGCAGCGGCCAAGAGGCCAGGCAGAAGCUGCCAGCGGAGCUCUUGCGCAACAAGACCAAGAGCGAAAUUCUGCUGCUGGGCGUGGCCGGCGAACGCCCACGGCCGAGUCAGCAACAGAAGCCGCUGCCGUCUCUGGGGCAGGCCAAAUAUGCGCCCAUACGCAGAAGCUACUAUGCGCCGCAGCAAAUGCAGCACAUGCCACACACGCACCUGAUGCCGCCGCCCAUGCUAACAAAGGGCAUGGGUCAUGUCGAGUACCGUCACAAUGUUAUCAACUCGCCCAGCAGCUCGUCCUACAUGAGCUACAGCUCGCCAAGCAGCAGCAGCAGCAGCAGCAGCAGCCACAGCAAACACCCCAGCAGCACCACGCACUUCUACAGCAGUCCCUCGAGUGCCACCGCGCCUUGGUACACACACUCGCAGCCCAGCUUGUCGAGCAUGGCGAGCAUGUCCAGCAUGGGCGUGACGAUGCCACAUCGCAUGAGCUAUGCGGAUGCACAUCAUCAGGAAUCCAUGCAGCACUACAGCUUCUCGCGGCCACAAGCCGUGAGCUAUGCACCCAACUCGAUUCAUCCGCACUCCACGGGCGCCAAGCUGACGGCGGCGGCGGCGCCCAUACGUAAGCCCUGGCUGCACGAGCUGCUGCAGAAGGAGCUGGUGAAGCCGACGAUGAAGCAGCGCAUGAAGCCCACAAUGCCGGCUACGAAGUAUCUAAUGGGCACCACCAAGCCACAACAGCAGCAGCAGCAGCAACAGUCGAUGGCCACCGCCACUCGGCCGCCCUUCACCUAUGCUCCAGUGACCUUUGUGCCAGGCCCGCCCACCAUAGCCACAGCUACAGCCACAGCCACAGCGAGCAGCGCACAGUCCGAGCUGUAUAUAACGCCCACCAUGGCCAUGCCCACAGCCACCUCCGGCUUUCGACCCAUGCUCAUGUCCAGCGCCCAGCCAACGGCAACGCCAACAACUACAACAAGCACAGCACUGCCCAUCUAUAAGAGUGCCGCAACGACGGCGACGACGAGCAGCUCUCGACUGAUGAUACCGCAGACGAGCAAUCUGGCCCAUCGACCCACUGUGGCGCCUGCCUUGGAGCUAACCACCGAUGCGCUCUUCUCGCACUACAAGCAACCACCGAAGCCACUGCUCGGACCGAUGUAUCUCAUUAUCGAAGGUCACUCCAAGGUCAAGACUUAUGGACAGAACGAACUGGAUCCGCAUAGCCCAAAAAUUGUGCCCGUCAUCUCGAAGCGCGAGCCGGUGGUGCGCAUUGCGGAUCCCAAUGAGAAACGCGGCACCGUCGAGAGCUAUCAGGUCAAGCAUUUGCAUACAAAGACAAUGCCGCUUACAACAACAACAACAACAACAACAACGACGACGACAACAACAACGCCAGCAACAACAACCACAAGAGCAACGACAACGACAACAACAACGCCAACAACAACCACAGCCAGACCACGUCUAAGCGCCACAACGGCAGCUACGCCAAGCAGCCACAGCCCAGCAAAUGCUGGGGUCCAUGAUCUGCUUAGCUUGCUGGACAACAUGUUUGCCGAUGCGCAAGAUAUAGUCUCAACCAGCUCGCAGGCCACGCCCACAGUGGGCAGCAGCACAGUCUUGAAGCCGGUGACAAUGAAAACGAAGCUGCAGCCGCAGCUGCCAGAGCCGCGCAUAGGCAGCCAGGCAGGCAGCAUUGAGAGUCUGCUGGAGACAGCUGACACUGAUGAUGAUAAUGAUGAUGAUGAUGAUGCUGAGAAGGUCAAAAAUGGUUCACAGAUCGCGACCAGCACGGAACCUGAACAGCCACCGCGUGCCACCCGCCAAAUCUUUGACUAUGAUCAAUUGCCCGAGUCGCGUAUUAAGGCCGAGGCCAAAGACGAAGCUGACGACUACGACGCCGAUGACGAUGAUGAGGCUGGCGAGCUGCUGGAGGAUGGCGAACUGGACAAUCUGGAAGAUGUGAGUGAAGACGAGACGUCAGAUAGUGAACAUAAUUUACUCAAACGCAUCGAUAAAUUCGUCGAUGAUGUGGAUGAUGGAGACGAUGAUUUGGACGAUUUGAUUGAGGGUCUAUCACCUGACCAAGCUGACGAUGCUGAUGCUGAUGAUGAUGAGGCCGAUGAUGUUGAUGUUGGGCAGCGUCAUUAA